This is a messenger RNA of Plenodomus lingam JN3, 714 nucleotides long. RefSeq lists its product as uncharacterized. Gene Ontology annotation, molecular function: protein binding. The record is from RefSeq and is a predicted model, not a curated record. NCBI's taxonomy places the organism in Eukaryota, Fungi, Ascomycota, Dothideomycetes, Pleosporales, Leptosphaeriaceae. Gene Ontology annotation, cellular component: cytoplasm; nucleus.
AUGGAGGAGUACAAGGCCAAGUAUGCCAUUCACGAGGCCUGUCGCGAGGGUCAGAUAUCCAGAGUCGAAUCCCUCCUAGCCGCCAAUCCCAAGCUCGCCAAUCUGCGCGACCCUGACGAUCGUCUCCCCAUACACUGGGCCGUCUCGUACAACCAUGUUCCCAUUGUGCAAAUCCUCGUGCAGAUGCCAUCAUUCGACCCAGAUGUGGCCGAUGGCUCAGGCUGGACGCCACUGAUGAUGGCCUGUUCACGGAAAGAGGCAGAGCAGAUUGUCGACCUCCUUCUGAGCAAGGAGGCAGAUGUCAACGCGAAGAACAACAACGGCCAGACCGCCCUUCACUUCUGCGCCUCCAAGAUCAACCUCGACAUCGCACGCACGCUGCUGGCCCAGAAGCCAGCAGCAUCAGCGCGGAUCAAGGACAAGCGUGGGCAGCUGCCAUUACAUAGAGCGGCAUCUGUAGGAAGCGUGCCGAUGAUGAAGGCAUUGCUUGACGCAAAGAGCCCACUGGAUGCUACCGACAUGGACGGCAUGACGGCGUUGCACCACGCCAUGAGCGAGGGUCACGGAGAUGCCGCCCUCUUGUUGUUGACCAAGGGCGCAGACUUUUGCAAAAAGGACAAGGACGGCCAUGUACCGCUAGAGCUGGCAGCAGAUGCAAAGACGAGGAAGUUUAUUGUGCAAGCUGCUGAGAGAGAGGGCAUUGAUCUUGAGUAG